AUGAGAUCUUUACCACCACCUCGAGUGACGAGAAAAAGAAGAUGGAUGAGAAUAAAACGGGCCAUUCGUUCGUUUUUCUCAAAAGGAUAUGUGUCAGACCCAGGGGCAUUCAUAUCGACGUCUGCCAGUAACAGACGGUCCAUUUCCACGAUCCGGAAAUCUAGGUUUUCGCCACGUUUCCGUAAGACUCGAGCCAACCGUUCGGACAUUGGAAUAAGAGAAGGUGCCAAUGCAGGUAUUGCAACCGCAUCUUUCGUGGGAAGAAUGGCAUCUCGAGCGUCGAUGCCUGUAUUAAGACGGCAUAGUCCCAAAAAGCUGAUGAAUUUGACCGUCAAAUUUUAG
This is a messenger RNA of Debaryomyces hansenii CBS767, 342 nucleotides long. RefSeq lists its product as uncharacterized. The record is from RefSeq and is a predicted model, not a curated record. Lineage: Eukaryota; Fungi; Ascomycota; Pichiomycetes; Serinales; Debaryomycetaceae. The coding region runs from base 1 to 342 and encodes 113 amino acids. The transcript has a single exon.